Ananas comosus (pineapple) is the source of this 576-nucleotide messenger RNA. RefSeq names its product sorbitol dehydrogenase-like. The record is from RefSeq and is a predicted model, not a curated record. Lineage: Eukaryota; Viridiplantae; Streptophyta; Magnoliopsida; Poales; Bromeliaceae. Bases 1 to 345 code for a protein of 114 amino acids. The transcript is spliced from 2 exons.
AUGGGUGCUGAAGUUGACGUGAGCUUUGAUUGUGCUGGUUUGAGCAAAACUAUGUCGACUGCUCUUAGUGCUACUCGUGCUGGUGGUAAAGUUUGCCUAAUUGGAAUGGGCCACAACGAGAUGACUGUUCCCCUUACUUCAGCCGCAGCAAGGGAGGUUGAUAUCGUCGGCAUCUUUCGCUAUAAAGACACUUGGCCUCUAUGCCUUGAGUUCCUCCGAUCUGGAAAGAUUGAUGUAAAGCCGCUGAUAACUCAUAGGUUUGGGUUCUCUCAGAAGGAGGUUGAGGAAGCUUUUGAGGUCAGCGCUCGCGGCAGUGAUGCAAUCAAAGUUAUGUUUAAUCUUUAGACUAUGAGCUAAGGUGUGCUUAAAGAGUGUAGCAGAGUAAGUCUCCCUUUGAUAUAGAAAUAAGAAUAAGUGGGUAUCGUGUUAAUUAUUAUCUGGAAACAUAUGUAACUGAGGAGUGGCUUUUGUUCGAAAGCUGGAACUCUCUUAUGGUAUGUAUUGUGCUCUUCUAGUCCUGUUUGAUAUUUUACUGGUUUUUCAUCUCAUAAUGAUGUUGCUGUUUACCCAUGGUCA